AUUUGAAAAAGAUACUACAGAAGAAGCUGUUAAAAGGAGAGUGUUCGCUCUUUUGAAACAAUACAAUAAAAAUGUUAACCAAUCUUACAAAGCGUUGUAUAAGAAACAUGACCAUGAUAGACGAAGGUACCAUUACCUCUCCUUUUGGCAUGCAUUGUUUCACAUUUCCGGACGAUGGGGCUACUCCAUCUGUAACUAUGUAUCCAUACUAUGACUAUAACGCGUCAUUUGCAUAUGUCGCGUUUGAUAUGGACAAAGAUGUCAAGUUCACGAGCAAUGUUACUGACGAAUUUGGAAGUCCAGCAAACUAUGGCGAAUUCAUCGUGCUUAAUGGUUCUAAUUACGUCCACUCUAAAGGUAUUUACAAUUCGCGUAAUGCAUCAUGGUUCCACCCGAUUAAUGUUACCAUACCCAAUGCCGGAAAAUACUGUUUAGCCAUUCGAUCUUUGAAGAAUACGACAAGCGCUAAAGAAUAUAGCGUGCAUUACGCAGUCGAGGCUGUAUAUGGGACCUUGUCGUACACGGUUUCUGCCGCUUUUCGUAUUACCCCUCUUCUAUUGCCUGCACUUUUAUCUGUUCUCCUGACACUUCUAUUCACAAACUGAUGUCAAAAAUUCUGACAUUAGUAAGUGGCUAAUGAAUGUAGGUUGUACAGUCUCUUGUGGCUUAAUUGAAUCGUGUUUCACUAUUUGGUAUACUGUUUAUUCAUUUUAAGUAAAAUUUCAACACGUAACACUUUGUAUUAAUUAACUCAAAAUAUAGUUGUUUUUUAAUGCAUAGUCUCAGCGGUAUUGUGUUAAGACGUUAAGCUAGAUUUAACUAAGAGACAAAAG
Schizosaccharomyces japonicus yFS275 is the source of this 833-nucleotide messenger RNA. RefSeq lists its product as hypothetical. The record is from RefSeq and is a predicted model, not a curated record. The transcript has a single exon. The coding region runs from base 72 to 605 and encodes 177 amino acids. NCBI's taxonomy places the organism in Eukaryota, Fungi, Ascomycota, Schizosaccharomycetes, Schizosaccharomycetales, Schizosaccharomycetaceae.